CGACGUGAUCGUUGUAUCUUGGGAGAUAAUUGCCGGAUAACCGUUAGUAUCUAUGUGAGGCAAAUUCAUCUUAAGGACAAAGUGUCCAACACUUGCAUCGACCAAAAAUCCGUCAUUUGCAUCUUCUUUUUUCAUUUUCUGAUUCAUUUUAUUAUGAUUUGAUUUCAGAAAAUGAUUAACGUUAUUUAUAUGUUUAUCCUGCAAGGUUUGAUCCAAAGAAUUACUUGCUUUCGAUCAUGAGUUAAAAGGGAAGAAUCCACAUUCAGGUCUUCUUUUCUUGUUUAUAUAAUCUCACUGAUAUAAUCCAAGAAAGAGAUGUAUCAGUCCCAACACAACAAUGAAGUGAUCUUCGAUCAAAACCCUUUAAUUAUAUUCCAGCAAGACGAAAUCCUUGAAGAUCUGCUGCUGGAUCAUGUUUUGAUGGACUGCAGUCAUUUUGCAAAUGAAGACGCCAAGAAGAGGAAAAGAAAAUCAUCUACAGGUGUUAAAGAAAAGAAUAUUGAUGACAGUAGCAAUGAAUACAAGCUUAGGAAAAUUAUGCAUAGAGAUCUUGAAAGGCAAAGAAGGCAAGAAAUGGCUAACCUUUACGCUUCACUUCGAUCCCUUCUUCCUCCUGAAAACAUCAAGGGAAAACGUUCAAUAUCUGAUCACAUGCACGCGGCUGUAAAUUACAUUCAACAAAUGCAAAGGAAAAUUAAAGAACUUCAAAUUCGGAGAGAUCAACUGAAGAAGUUCUCCAAUUCAGGAAUCUUACUUAGUUCUGAUAAUGGAAGCUCUUCAAACAGUGAUUUGCCUAAUUUCGAAGUCAUAGUGAAUCGUGGCCGGGAUGGAGUGGAGAUUUUAAUCAGCUCUGUAUCUAAAGAUGAAGGAUUUCCCCUUUCAAAAGUGUUCACUGAACUUCUUGAAAGUGGGCUUAACGUUGUUAGCUGUGUUUCUACAAAAGCAAAUGAAAGAGCACUUUAUAGAAUUCAGUCCUCUGAGGCCAAUGACUCCAGUACUGAUUUAUCUUUGCUGCAAGGAAGACUGGCAAAUGUCAUCAAUUGUCUUUAAAGUUUGAGCCAUCGAUUCUUUAUGUUGGUGACCGUUCACUUAUGGUUAGUUUCGAAUAGGCAACCUUGAGCCGUCCGAGCAAAUAAGAUGACACAAACAGGUUUUGUAUCAUGAGUUUGUACCAUGCACAUUACUUAGGUCGUCUCUAGAAAGUUAUGUCGGGACAAUUACGAAUCGAUCUUCAAGGGAAAAGUCUUGGCACAGUGUGAUCAAAGCUUGGAUUUGCAAAUAAAUAGUGGUUGAUAUGCCACCUUGUAAAAUCAGAAAGAUAGUACUUUGGAACUCAACUUGAAGUCAAAAUCAUUUUGAUUUGCA
Molecule: messenger RNA, 1365 nt
Organism: Olea europaea var. sylvestris
Lineage: Eukaryota; Viridiplantae; Streptophyta; Magnoliopsida; Lamiales; Oleaceae
Product: transcription factor bHLH36-like
Exons: 4
Coding region: 316-1050 (244 amino acids)
Biological process (GO): regulation of transcription by RNA polymerase II
Cellular component (GO): RNA polymerase II transcription regulator complex
Molecular function (GO): DNA-binding transcription factor activity, RNA polymerase II-specific; protein dimerization activity; RNA polymerase II transcription regulatory region sequence-specific DNA binding
Source: RefSeq, a predicted model, not a curated record